Rana temporaria (common frog) is the source of this 2007-nucleotide messenger RNA. RefSeq names its product UDP-GlcNAc:betaGal beta-1,3-N-acetylglucosaminyltransferase 9 (gene B3GNT9). Lineage: Eukaryota; Metazoa; Chordata; Amphibia; Anura; Ranidae. The transcript is spliced from 2 exons. The record is from RefSeq and is a predicted model, not a curated record. Gene Ontology annotation, molecular function: hexosyltransferase activity. Gene Ontology annotation, cellular component: membrane. The coding region runs from base 421 to 1731 and encodes 436 amino acids.
GUCCAAAAAGAAUGCGAAAACUGAAACAACUCCAGAUGUGCUUAUUUGGCAGUCAGUAGCAAGACGCUCGCACACAAAGAACACCAGAGACCCCUAGAACAAGGAGAAGACCCUACAAUGGAGGAUCUGCCCCUCUCUGACAUCUCGCUCUUAUGACAUGCCCAGUCUGGCCGGUGACCAGAUCUUGUGUGGGGGAUCCAGCGGUUGUGGCGGCUCCAGCUGUGUCCACAGUGUAGAGAUUCAUGUUUUCUGCCACAUCACGGACAAGCCUGGACUUUGUGUAUCAGAAAUCCCGGAGGAUCUAACCACCACACCCCCAUGUGCACCUAGCAAUUCUGAGCUUCCAAACAUUGAGAGGAUGGGAUCAUACAAACUUCUAUAUGAUACAAGUACGUAACAAUUAAAAACGUCCAGGUAAAAAUGAGAGUUCGUCUUAAAGGGGAUAUUCUCUGCACCCUUUUUCUCUUCAUCGCUCUAUGUACAUUAUUCUACACUUUGAUGAGACCAACGUCAAAAAUAUCCCCUGUUAAACCAAAAAAGGCAAAGAUUGUAUCCAAAACUGCAAAGCCGAGGAAGUUUUUGGAGACAAACGAAAGGGCGAGUAGUGCUAGGCUUCUCUCAGAAGCAUACCAUGUAGACGAAGAUAUUGAGGAGAAAAAGCCUACUGAUCAGGCUGCAGUUACACCACCAGUGUUUGACUUCCAUCAGUAUCUCAAGAGUAAGGACCAGCGAAACUUCACCCUGCUGAUCAACCAACCAAAUAAAUGUUCCAAACCCCCAGGAGAUUCCUUCCUCCUCAUUGCUGUAAAGUCGAUUGUGGAAGAAUUUGACCGGCGAGAGAGUGUGCGCAAGACCUGGGGUCGAGAAGGGGUGAUUAAUGGGGCAAGGGUUCGAAGAGUGUUCCUUCUGGGAACGCCCAGGAAUAAAUCUGCUGUGUCGAUGUGGGAGUCGCUCAUGCAACAGGAAAGCCAUUACUACAAGGAUAUCCUACUUUGGGAUUUUCUUGACACUUUUUUUAACUUGACACUGAAAGAGAUUCACUUCCUUAGCUGGGCAGAACAAUUCUGCGGCAACGUUAAGUUUGUAUUCAAAGGAGACACUGAUGUUUUUGUUAAUGUAGAGAAUCUGAUUAGUUACUCACAGACACAAGAUCCUUCCAAAGACUUGUUUGUUGGUGAUAUUAUAAAUCAUGCUAAGCCUAUACGAUCAAAGAAGAGUAAAUACUACAUACCGGAGACAAUGUACGGAUUAGGCAUGUACCCAGCAUAUGCGGGUGGGGGAGGAUUCCUAAUGUCAGGCGUGACCAUGAAGAGACUAUCCAAAUCCUGCAGCGAGGUGGAGCUCUUCCCCAUAGAUGAUGUCUAUCUUGGCAUGUGCUUACAGAGAGUCAACAUCACGCCAGUGCUACAUGAAGGGUUUAAAACGUUUGGAAUUACCAAGCCCUCGGCGGCCCCCAACCUGCAAACAUUUGAUCCUUGCUUCUACCGGGACUUGAUGGUGGUACAUAGCCUAAAGCCUGCAGAGAUCUGGCUUAUGUGGAAUCUGCUUCACAGUCAACAACCACCAUGUUCUCAGAGACAGAGGAUAAAGAAACUUUUUCAUUGGAGGAAGAAGAAGGCAAAGCAAGCAAUAAAUGCAGUUACAAACAAAAAAAGGAGCACAGAGGUUCCAGAUACAGGCUCACAGAAUCAAAUAUUGGAAAUGUUGGGACUAAAAAAACAAUACGAUUAAAGGACUAAGGUAACGGGGUCUGGAACACAAAUUAGUUACAGGCCCUGAUUACUCAAGAUCUUCCUAGGUCAUGGUGACAAAAUGGGCAGGGUACCAUUCAUUAGUGGGUGGUAUUCACAUUACCUUGAUUGAAAGUUGGAAUUGGCCAUGUGGUUUCCACAUUUGUUCGAGGAACUGGAAUGUUUGCAACCAUGCAGUUGUAACAAAACCUAGAGGAAAAAAAAAUGCUUGGGGCCAGAUUCUGGUAGGAGCGUGUAUGUUUGCGGCGGCGUAACG